Lotus japonicus is the source of this 2217-nucleotide messenger RNA. RefSeq lists its product as uncharacterized. The transcript has 4 exons. NCBI's taxonomy places the organism in Eukaryota, Viridiplantae, Streptophyta, Magnoliopsida, Fabales, Fabaceae. The record is from RefSeq and is a predicted model, not a curated record. Bases 1 to 2217 code for a protein of 738 amino acids. Gene Ontology annotation, molecular function: zinc ion binding.
AUGGAUAGGGUCAUUGCUUUUGUGUAUUCUAGAGGUAGAGUUUUCAAUGGCAAUCAAGGUGUCAUUUUUGAAGGUCAAACAAGGUCCAUGCAUCUUAAAUGCAACAUCACAUUCGACCGCUUGAAGAGUAAAAUCCAUGAGAGGUUGAAGCUCCAAAGAAACCAAAUAAUUUCUAGAGUCAUUUGCAGAUUUAUGACUAACUCAAAUCCGAUCUUUUUUUCACCUCUUGAGCUAGUUGAUAAUCAAGACGUGAGUGUCAUGAUGGAUGGAUUUCGUCAACAGUCUUUCAUGACAACGCUAGAGUUAUACGUUGAUAUUGCUGAAGCUGGAAGUUCAUCAAUACCGGCCUCAACCAAUCCGAUAAGUGCGCAGCAGACAUUCGCUCAUGAAGUCGGUGGUAGCCGUGGCGUUGAGGAGGUUGUUCAUUUGGGUGAUGACACAGUGAAUUUGGAUGAUGAUUAUGACUACCAUGACACUGAUAAUGUGGAUGGUGAGGAGAUUGUAUCUUCAGAUGAUCAUGAUGAAGAUGAAAGAUUGGGUGACAGAGGUGACUCGUCUGACUCGGACGAGGGUGGCUUUGACGGCAAUCCCGGACCUCCUAUUGGAUUACCGACGCCGGUGAAUGUUUCUCCCGAAACGCAUGGCGUCCCAACCCCAUUUUGGAAUGAGUCUCCACACUAUUCAUAUAUUAACUGGGAACACCCCGAUGAAGAGACAGAUUUCUAUACUGGCGGGGAUGAUCAGACAUCGUGGCAGCUAGAUAUGGUACGUACCCAUCCUAUUGUACCUGUUUCUCUUAUUCAAGAGAGGAUCACUGGUGUGCUCAAGUAUAAAGUAUCAUACUUUAAAGCCUGGAAAGCGAAGCAGAGAACGGUUGCACAGAUCUUUGGUGACUGGGAAGAGUCAUAUGACUUGCUCCCUAGAUGGCUGAAUUAUAUGCUUCGGUUUUCCCCUGGGUCCUAUUACGCAAUAUCCACAAGUGACAUUAUCGACUGUAAUGGUAAUGUAGUUGUUGGUUCAAAGACAUUUAAACGUAUGUUUUGGACCUUCAAACAAUGUUGUGAUGCUUUCGAGUACUGCAAGCCUGUGAUACAGAUUGAUGGGACAUGGCUCUACGACAAGUAUAGUGGAACUUUACUCAUCGCAACAACACAGGACGGGAACAACAAUGUUUUGCCAAUUGCAUUUGCAAUUGUCGAGGGGGAAAAUCUGAGCUCCUGGUCAUGGUUUUUACGCUUGAUACGUAUGAAGGUCACCCAAAAACAGGGUAUAUGUUUGAUAUCUGACAGACACGCUGGCAUCAAGGCGGCAGUACGCAAUCCCGCUAACGGGUGGCAACCACCAAAUGCUUAUCAUGUUUACUGCAUCCGCCACAUUGCCAGCAAUUUUAAUCGUACAUUCAAGAAUCAGAAGCACAAGCUUGACCUGAUCAAUAUGGGUUACGAGCCUUGUCCAUAUCUUUUUCAGAGACAACUCCGCCGGUUUCGAGGAAUAAGUCCAGCUAUCAGAGAUUGGAUUGACCGCAUCGACAAUCAGACAUGGAGUCGAGCAUGCGAUGAGGGUGGGCGUCGAUACGGCCAUAUGACAACAAACUUAUUUGAGGCCGUUAACAAAGUGUUGAAGGGUGCAAGAAACAUGCCUAUAACUGCAUUGGUGAAAUGCACGUACGGGAGGAUGGUGGAUUACUUUGUUCAGAGAGGUCAGGCAGCAGCUCGUGAAAAGGCCGCUGGCCACAUAUUCGGUAAAAAGGUCAUUGUAGCCAUAGAAAAGAAUGUUCUACUCGCAAGUGCUCAUAUCGUGCGCACGUACAGCAUCGAUAGGACAAGGUUUGAGGUGGAGGAAGGUUUUAACCAGCGAAGGCAUCGCAAUGGGUAUGUAUGGUCUCUGCGGUUGGACAAUAGAACAUGUGAAUGUGGGCGCUUUCAAACAUUCAAGUAUCCAUGUGACCACGCAAUUGCUGCAUGUAUGCAUCAAAGUUUAGACUAUUGGAGUUUGGUGGACCCUGUUUAUACGCUUCAGAGCAUAUUGGACGCGUAUCAAGGACAGUGGUAUCCCAUUGGCAAUGAUCUGAACAUGCCACCAAGGGAAGGGGAUCGAAUUGUUCCAGAUCCGUCCACGGCUAGGGCGAAGGGUCGUCCUAGGUCAACUCGAAUAAGAAAUGAGAUGGACUUGACGGAGCCUCAAUCGAGUCGAAGAUCUGUUUCGCUACAGAGAUAG